Molecule: messenger RNA, 1092 nt
Organism: Ziziphus jujuba (common jujube)
Lineage: Eukaryota; Viridiplantae; Streptophyta; Magnoliopsida; Rosales; Rhamnaceae
Exons: 1
Coding region: 1-1092 (363 amino acids)
Source: RefSeq, a predicted model, not a curated record
AUGGAGGACAAUAGCAGCCUAUAUUUUCUACACCAUGCGGAUCAUCCCAGUCUUCAACUCGUUAGCCACGAACUCACUGGCCCUAACUACAACAGUUGGCAUCAUUCGAUGGAAAUGGCUCUCAGAGCUAAGAACAAGCUGAGUUUUGUUGAUGGGAGCAUACCUAAACCCAAUCCAACAGAUCUUCUCGCCUCAGUUCGGGAUCAUUGUAAUAGUAUGGUGCAUUCAUGGCUUCUCAAUGCUGUCUCCAAGGACAUUGCAGAUAUUUUAUUGUAUCAAGAGUCUGCUUAUGCUGUUUGGACUGAUUUGUGUGACAAGUUUCAUCAGAGCAAUGCGCCUCGAAUUUUCCAGAUUAACCAGCAGCUACAUGCUCUUUUGCAAGGAUCCAUAGAUAUAAACUCUUAUUAUACUCGUGUGAAGGUGCUUUGGGAUGAGCUUCGGCACUAUCAGCCCACUCCCACUUGUCAUUGUGGGGGCAUAAGAGGUUGGGCUUUGUAUCAAGUGCAGGAAUAUGUCUUACAAUUUCCAAUGGGGUUGAACGAAUCCUUCUCUGCCGUUCGUGCUCAAAUCUUGAUGCUGGACCCUUUGCCUCCCAUUGCUAAGGUAUUUAACCUUGUGAUUCAAGAGGAAAGACAACGAACCAUUGGGUCAAUUCCUCCAAAUCCUACUGAAUCUAUGGCAUUUUUAGCUGCAACUAAUGUUGUAACAUCAUCGGGACCCAAACAGAAUAGACCAACUUGCACUCAUUGUGGUCUUCAAGGUCACACAGUGGAUAAGUGUUACAAAUUGCAUGGAUACCCACCUGGAUAUAAGCUCCCAACCAGGUGCCCAUCUCAUGCUAGCUCUCUUCAAUUAAAAUCUCAAGGUGGAAAUCAGAGAUCAAUAUUAAUACAACCAAAAGUAGAAAACACUAUGAGAACCUCAGGUACACCUUCAACAUCCCCUUCCACACCUCUGUCAAAUUCCAACUCAACUCAGCAGUCAGGACAAAUGUCACCAAUUCAGCUUAAUCAUGAGCAAAUUCAGCAAAUGAUUUCAUACCUGAGCUUACAACUCCCAGCUUCUUCAACACCAACCUCAGUUGAGAAUUAG